AUGCACCCUCCCCCCAAAUAAACCCCCCAAACUAUCUAGCAAUACACACCAAACUGAGCAAGUGCAGAGUGCCUCCUAGUGCUCCAUACUCUCAGCAGCAUGGAUUGUGGACUGUGGAAGAAGGGGAGGAUCAGAGAAGACAGAAUCAAACAUCCUUUUUACACAAUGUGGAGGAUUAACCCCCUAAGGUUCCACAGUGAGUAUACCAAGCAUGCUUUAUUGCCAGGCGCGGACUGACAACUCAUGGGGCCCCCGGGCAAUAGGGGAUUAUGGGGCCCCUGUGUCCUCGCCCACACCCACAAAAGCCUAU
Messenger RNA from Staurois parvus, 310 nucleotides. NCBI's taxonomy places the organism in Eukaryota, Metazoa, Chordata, Amphibia, Anura, Ranidae. The record is from the annotation of a GenBank genome assembly.